AUGACAAACAUCGCUGCAGCUAUCACCGAAGAUCGUUCAAUCAUACCGAAGAUCGGCACUUUAUACUUUUCUGGUGGUCAAUUCAAGUCAGUGACUGCUUACUCUUCGCUUAUACCCAAUUUACAAUCCAUGACCUUUCCAUACUCAUUAAAGACGUCGCAAAGUAGUUCUAAUGUAUUCUUAGACGUUCUUGCAAUGCAACGUGUGGACGAGAGUGGAAUAGAAAAUUUUGUAGCAAUGCCUUCGCUAACUCAAAGACAACUUCCAGUUAAUUUGACACAGCUGGACAUGAAAUUGAGCCAAAUGAAUAUCAAUCUAUCGCCAUUUUUGUACAAAUUUUUGACAUCACUCGCGAAAUGUACACAGCAAAAUGAGAGCGACAUUUAUUGGUGGGACAGUAGUGCAGCUACCUUCAUGGUGGAAUUACAGAACAAUAAGUCUGACAUAUGCAAAGAGAUCAAAACGAUCAAAUCAAUCUAUAUUCUAGCAGCGGAUGCUCAUGACUUGUUUGGACAAGGUAUGACAGAUAUCGAAUCAGCAAAUUCGAGUAUUGAAGGACUUCCAACUUACAAGAUUUGUACUCAAGCUGAUUCAGACAGAUUUCUGACAGAAUUCUUAACUAAAAUCAAUUCCAACCAACUUCCUGCAUGUAAAAACUCUUUCUCUCAACGGUUUGAUAUGAGACUGCAACGGUGUCUUCGAGCCCACGCCCUAGAUUAUGAACUAAAUCGAGCUCUUUUUCUUCGACAUACAACGUUUAAAACACUUUGUUCUCUUCUCAUACUAACCUAUAUGCGUAUAUUUUACCGUUAAAUAUAAAUCUAUUUUCAAAUAUCAUACCAAAAAUUUUAGUAGAAUCACGUCAUUUAAUACCACCAAUGGCUAAUUGCUAUGUUGAGAAAAGAAGCUUAGAUUACGCUCAUGCCCAUGAUCGCAAUCACAAGCGUUGCAUACGUAUUUUCAGUAUCAAAGUCAAUUUUUUUUAUCAAACACAUAGACUAAAAUAGAGUAUAUGCUCCUAGUCAGUCAAGCUGUAUGAUGUGGAAUAGGUAUGAAUGUGUACGAAGAUCGUCAUCGCAAACCGACACUCAUAGCUUUUCGACAAAUUUCUCGAAUCUCCAUCAGAAUUUCGGCAUCAAAACAGAUUGUCGAAAUUCCGGUUUACGGAUUGUGGGUAUGGGGUGUGGAUACGGGCGUGCGGCGUGGGUGCGUGUGCAUGAGGAUAUGACUCUUCUUCUCAUUCACACCUAAACACACAUACAAACUGCUCUUCUGAAUUAGCGUUAAAUGUUAACACUUAUUAAUGUUCUUCAUCUUCGUUAUGUGUAUCAAUACAGAUCUCACAAAACCGCGAUGUUGAUUCAGUCGUCAUUUUGGAUUCACUACGACAUUCAUUACAUGAUCAUCGUGAACAAGUGUCUUCUAUUCAAUCAUAGAAUUUAGUUUGAUGGCAACAGUGAAUGGUAUUCAAUUCAUCCAGAUCAUUUGAUGCGAUCAGUUUUUUCCAACGAUUUGCACAUUUAAUAGCUUUUACUUUUUGCUGGAUGUGGGUGAAGAGAAGAUUCAUACUCACAUUCAUACUUUCUCAAAUAGAGUGAAGGAUGUCUACAAAAAACAUUCUGCAUCGGUCACUAUCUAGUAUAUCAUUCGAAUGACUACUCAUUUACCGAGAUUCUCUGCCAUGAUACGUUGCGAGAAUGUCAUCGAGUAAUAAACCCCCGACGUAAGACUGAAUAGAGUCAGAGUAUUGCUGGUGAAUAGAAUUCAUUCACAAGUGUUUAAUAGUCAUUUGAGUAUUCGAUGAAUCCGUCGAGAUUUAUGAAUGUACUUUUUCGUUUCGUUAUGCACAGGUAGUGGAAAACUCCCUGGUUUCCUUUUAAGGCUUAUAUCUGUAGACACAAUAAAGCCUUCUAUUGUUACGAACUAGCCGAGCACUUUUUAUCCUCUUCGUCGUUGUCGAAUAAACGAAUAUCUUGAAGUGGUAAACUUCAUUGACUGCAUUAUUCCCGUACUCGUUGAUAUGCUGAAAAAAAACAAAGAGCUUGUUGAAUGUAAAUCAUAGUAAGAGGCAGAAGGAACGAACCGUGAAGUCGUUUUGCAGCGUUAUUACAACAUAUUUUCUUGAAUGCUUCAAUGAGAUAAUCAUAAUCUUGGUCGCUGAUUAUUUUCUUUUCGAUAAGAGAUUCUAGUACGCGGAGCGUUCCACUAAGUAAAGGAUCAUCGUGCAAAUAUUCAGGAAUGUCUUCGCCAAGAAGAAAUUGUAAAGGAUAUCGAUCGUUAUCGGAUAGAAGAUCCUGUAUUUUGA
Molecule: messenger RNA, 2305 nt
Organism: Rotaria sordida
Lineage: Eukaryota; Metazoa; Rotifera; Eurotatoria; Philodinida; Philodinidae
Source: the annotation of a GenBank genome assembly